This is a messenger RNA of Perca flavescens (yellow perch), 873 nucleotides long. RefSeq lists its product as uncharacterized. The coding region runs from base 1 to 873 and encodes 290 amino acids. NCBI's taxonomy places the organism in Eukaryota, Metazoa, Chordata, Actinopteri, Perciformes, Percidae. Gene Ontology annotation, molecular function: transmembrane signaling receptor activity. The transcript has 7 exons. The record is from RefSeq and is a predicted model, not a curated record. Gene Ontology annotation, cellular component: external side of plasma membrane. Gene Ontology annotation, biological process: immune response; cell surface receptor signaling pathway.
AUGGCCUCACACCCAGAGAUAGAGAAGUCACAAACAGACACCAACCAGGGCAACAGAUACAAGAAGCAGUCCACCUGCUGCCAGUCCAAGAUCUCUGUCCACCAGCUCCACCCUGCCCUUAAAUUCUGGAUGCUGGUGGGUUGGAUCCAUGUGUCCAUCGCUGUAAUAGAGGACGUACUCUGGCGCCAGGUCAGGAUCACAGAAAUAGAAUCCAGAACUCAGUGUGGAGAUGGCUGGGGAAUACCUGCUGGUUCUUCCUGUAAAAUCAACUACAUUGGCCCAUCGGACAGUGGAGUUUACUGGUGUGAGUCCAGAGAGGGAGCAACCAGUAACAGCAUCACCAUCACUGUCACUGGUGGACCAGUGAUCCUGCAGAGUCCUGUCCUCCCUGUGAUGGAGGGAGAAGACCUCACUCUGACCUGUAAAACAAAGAUGUCCUCCAACCUCCCAGCUGGUUUCUAUAAAGAUGGCUCCUUCAUCAGGACUGAGCCUGCAGGUCACAUGACCAUCCACCAUGUUUCCAGGUCUGAUGAAGGCCUCUACAAGUGCAACAUCAGCAGAGUUGGAGAGUCUCCACCCAGCUGGGUCUCUGUCACAGAGAAACCAAAGACUGCAAGCCCACCUCCGAGCUCUCUGCCGCCUCCUGACACAACCUCAGGCCCCCUCCACCUUGUGAUCAGACUAGUCGUCCACCUGGUGGUGUUCUGUCCGUACUGCAUCUCCACUUUCAUCAUGGUGUCUUUAUAUAGAGACAGGACCACAGGAAAUGACCUGUCCGUCUCCAUGGUGACGACCCCGCCCACCCAGGCUGAUGAGGGAUUGGAAGAUAACUAUGAUGUCAUCACUGCUGUUACCACGGAACAUCACUUCUGA